Stylophora pistillata is the source of this 1424-nucleotide messenger RNA. RefSeq names its product substance-K receptor-like. Gene Ontology annotation, biological process: G protein-coupled receptor signaling pathway. The record is from RefSeq and is a predicted model, not a curated record. Gene Ontology annotation, cellular component: membrane. NCBI's taxonomy places the organism in Eukaryota, Metazoa, Cnidaria, Anthozoa, Scleractinia, Pocilloporidae. Gene Ontology annotation, molecular function: G protein-coupled receptor activity.
GAUAAAUACAAAACAGAGAUCAUAAAAUUAACAAGCAUCAUUCACUGCAAAUGAAAUACUCAAAACUUGCUUUGACGAGGUGAUACAAGAUGAACAGUUCCUUUCUAGAAAAUUCAACUUUUGCAAACGCAACCGAAGCCUCUAAGUGUAUUCCUUUUAGAAAAGAAGAUUCAGUCUCUGUGAAGGCCACAAAAGCCGCGUGCUUCACAGUUCUGCUGUUGUUUUCUAUUUUUGGCAACGCUGCAGUCAUCGCCAUUGUUGCUAAAACCAGGCUCAUGCAAACCACUACGAACUAUUUGAUCGCUAACAUGGCAGCGUCAGAUUUACUCCUUUCUACAUUUGCGGUGCCCAGAGAACUGGCAGAGAUAUUCAUUGGUUUUCGAGGAUGGUUGUUCCACGGUUUGUUCGGGGCAAUCCUCUGUAAACUUGUUUACUUUUUCCAAGACAUUUCAACAGCUGUAUCGAUACAGAGCAUUGUUUUUAUUACGCUAGAUAGAUACACCGGGGUGGUGGCACCGUUUCGAAAACCAUUUAUAACCCCACGACGACGCAAGAUGGUGAUGGUUUCCACUUGGUUGAUAGCGAUGAGUCUACACGCCAUUUAUCUUUAUAUUUAUCGCGUGGAGAGAGCGAAUGGUGCAAAUGUAUGUUUUGUCAACUUUGAUCCAGGAUUUGACAAUUUACAGGGACUAAGAAUAAACUUUAUAAUUUUGACACUUUUUUUGAUCGUUAUUCCUCUACGUAUCCUCAUCGUUCUAUAUUCACUUAUAUUUAAGGCUUUAGAAAAGCAGAAAUCAUUUUGGCGAAAAUGUUCCUCUUCUCUGCUCAAGAGCCGACAAAAGGAAAAUACUGAAGUUAUCAAGAAAAUUCUGGUAAUUAUUUCUUUAUUUCUGAUCUGCAUUUUACCCAUGGAUAUUGUGGGUUUAUUAUUUCUUUUUGCAUGGCAUGAAGGAAUUCCGUGCGGUAUGGACAAUUUAAGCUUCGCAGUCAAGUUUAUUUUUUACUCCAACGCUUCCCUCAAUCCCUGCUUUUAUUUCAUCCUAAAUAACAGAUAUCGCCAGGGUCUGCGAAACCUCUUCAAAGGCCACAAAGGGUUGGUUCACGAAAGACAGAUAAAAAGCGUUGAAAUGACUACGUAUUAGUAGCUGUAGCUAAUCGACACCAGGCAUGACAUCUUUGAAUGUAAUAGUUUUUGUUAAUGCUAUUUUUUUUAUUUUUUUUUCUGCUCGCGAUAAAUUAAGCUCAUCAAAAUGGGUAGAUAGGCGGAUCACACCGUAAGAUAAUAUUGUUUUUUUAAGGGAGUGGGGGCGGAUAAAAGGGUUUAACAAGAACUUGAAUGGACAGUCUUGUCUUACACUCUUUUAACCUAUAUCACGAUAAUAACAUCUGUAACCAUCAAGAGAUAAUAAACUCUUCUAUCCACA